Aphidius gifuensis is the source of this 1943-nucleotide messenger RNA. It is a transcript of the gene Gbs-70E, whose product is annotated as protein phosphatase 1 regulatory subunit 3B. The transcript is spliced from 5 exons. Gene Ontology annotation, biological process: regulation of glycogen biosynthetic process. The record is from RefSeq and is a predicted model, not a curated record. Bases 637 to 1575 code for a protein of 312 amino acids. Gene Ontology annotation, molecular function: glycogen binding; protein phosphatase 1 binding. Gene Ontology annotation, cellular component: protein phosphatase type 1 complex. Lineage: Eukaryota; Metazoa; Arthropoda; Insecta; Hymenoptera; Braconidae.
UUAAUUUGAAUUUGUUUGAAGUGUCUUGUGUUUUAUAUAUACUGACGCAUGUGGACCUGAUUGUGAUAGGAUUGGUUGAGACAUGAUGAUCACGUGAAAAUCACGAGGUUGUUCGUCUUGUAGCACAGGCGCAAAUAUUAUUGGGUCUUGCAUUGGUACUUGAGUUUUCAAACUGUCUUUUUUUUGCCUCAGUAUUUUGAUGAUAUGUAUAUAUAUAUUUUUUGGUGGGGAUUUUAAAACAAGAUCAAGAGGGGUUCUUACAGAAUUAUUAUCGUGAGCUUUCAAGUGUCAAGAAGAAAUACUCAGACGGCUUUACGACAACGAGAAAGCCGGAUCGCGAAAUAAUUAAAAUAUACCGGCAUAUUUUAAUUUAUUUAACAAUAUAUAUAUUAAUUAAUUAAUUGAUGAGUUUUAAUUUUAUAAUUAAAGUGUUUUUUUACAUUAACAAGAUAACAGUAUGCUGUUAUUUAAUAAAUUUGUGAAACUAGUCAAGUGUUGAGUCAAUUUGACGUGAAUUAUUAUUUCACAAAAAAAAAAAAAAAAAACAGUGUUUAAGAUUUUUUUAUUUAGUGUAAUUGUUGUGAUUAUUAUUGUUUAACAACGUGUGAUCUCUUGGAGAUUUAAAAAAGAAUUUAAAUGUGCUCUAUAGCAAUGCCAGCAGAAUUAUUACUGGGACAUAGUCCCACUUCUGUGUAUGGUCAUCAUUUACUCUAUAGUCCUCUUGUACAACAAGUUACACCAAUAUCCGGACGUUCUGUACCACCAAGAAUACGACCAUGUUUAUCAACUGGUUCCAUCAAUAUUCCAAAUGGCAUCAGAGAAAGUAAUGACAGAAAUAACAACAGUAAACAAAAAAAACGUGUUGUUUUUGCUGAUGAUCGUGGAAGACCAUUAACACAGGUACGAGUAAUGUCAGAACCAAGUAAUAUGCCACCAUUAUGGAAAAGUGCACAAUUACUUAGUGUAACAAAAGAUUUACAUGCAGAAGCAAUAUCAACUCCUUGGGAAGCGUUAUUUCAACAACCAGCAAGUGAUUAUCUUGCAUUUCGUCGAAAACUUGAUAUUGAUGCUGUUAGUUUAGAAAAUGUUAUAAUACGUGAAUUUGAACAAAAUAUUAUUGGUACUGUUAAAGUUAAAAAUCUUGCAUAUGAUAAACAAGUUAUUGUACGUACAAGUAGUGAUGAUUGGAAUACUCAUGAAGAUGUAUAUUGUACAUUUGUUGAACAACCUGGUAAUGGACCACUUGUUGCACUUGUAUUAUAUGAUACAUUUAAAUUUAAAAUAACAUUACCAAUUAAAUCAGAUAAAAUUGAAUUUUGUGUUAAAUAUAAAAUUGGUAAUGAAGAAUAUUGGGAUAAUAAUGAAUCUAAAAAUUAUGUAUUAAAAAAACGAAAAAUAACACCAACAAAACCAGAUCCAAUAUCUAUGAAUAUUAUGGGUGCAAAUGGACUUAUUAAUGGACAACGUAAUAAUAACAGUGUAAUGCGUACAUUGGAAGCAACACAUGCUAAUUUACUUACAUGGAGUGAAUUUGCAUCUUGGCAACAUCUCAAUAAUGAUACACCAUAUUGGUGAAAAUAUUUAAACAUUAAACAAUAACAAAAAAAAAAAAAACCAUAAUAAUUAUUAAGAUCAAUAUAUAAAACAAAUAAAUAACAAGAGAAAAAUUAAUAUAUAUUUAUUAAAUAAAUAUAUAUGUGUGUGCGUGUGUAUAAAUGAGACAAUAGAAAAGGACAAAAUUGUCCAAGAAGAAAUUAUUUCGAAAGUUAUACGUUCCAGUUACUAUUUAUAAAGUGAUAUUUUAAUAUCAUCAAGUUCAUCUGCUUCCAGACAACAUAAACAAUGAUUCUUUCGAUUGGAGAUUGGUGACCCUUAUGUCUCAACUAGUAAUCAUUAUCAUCAUCAACUCCAAAAAUUAAUAGAAAAAAAAAAAAUAAAUAAGA